AUGAAGAUAAAGGCGUUCUCCGGGUUUGUAUCCAUCUGUUUCCUUCCUCUGGUUGUUUCGCAAUCUACUUCGGUGCAAAGUACACCACCGAGUUCCAGCAGUCGCCCAGCGAGCUCCAGCUCCCAGCCUAGCUCUAUCCCUUCCAGCACUCCUUCCAAUGGGAGCGGAGGAGGAGGAGGAGGGGGUGCCAGUGAAAGCGCAACUGGUAGCACGGGCAGUGCUGGAGGUCCAUCGCUCACGUAUGCGAGUGAUAUCGUGGUCCCUGCUACGCCACCAGUGCGCAGCGCUUCAUUCGAAAGCCAUGGACCAUUUACGGGCUUUGCAAGUGUUACCGGAGCACUUACGGCAUCUAAAGUACUUGGAACUGCGCUGUCUGGUAAGCCUGCGCCAACGAAUGCGACGAGUUAUCCAUCUGAUGGUGAGCUGCAUGGUGCACAGCCGGCACCAUACUUUCCUGCCGGUGGGUUGGGGACCAACGGGACCGCACCGGUUUAUAACGUGCGAAGUGAUUACGACUAUCAGUCAAUUGCCCUAGCUCUGCAUUUGGAAUGGAUGAUAUACGACCUCUUCCAAACCGGCGCUUCCCAGUUCAAACCCAAGGACUUCCAGGCCCUGGGUUUAACCCAGUCGGAUUAUAAUUCUAUUGCUCUCAUGGCAAACCAAUCUCAAGGCCAUGUCACGCUCCUUAGCAACAUCCUCGGUGAAUCGGCUCCUGGACCAUGCACUCAUAACUUCCCCUUUAAAACAGCGUACGAGUUCCUUGACUUUAGUCAAAAGGUAACGGCCGUCGCAGAGUCUACGGUAUAUAACUUCCUCCCACACCUGGACUCUCGUGAAACUGCAAUGUUAGUCCUCCAGCUUGUUGCGACUACUGCACGCCAGCACAUGAUAUUCCGCCAGUUCGAGGCCCUGCAGCCCAUGCCUGUAUGGUUUGAGACAGGUAUCCCCCAAUCAUGGGGUUGGACCUUGGUGGCACCAUUCAUCAGCUUGUGUCCUGACGAUGCAAGACUUGUAUGGAGGAACUUUCCAGCCUUGCAAAUUAUUGACGGGCCAAACGCAGCCAGAAAGGGGGGUUCGGGCAAGAAUGAAACUACAGGCGGCGGGCUUGGAGUAGUAAAUUCUACUGCCAUUCCAUUGGAUGAAUCGUGCUUGGGCUCUUCGUCUAGCAAUGGCACUAGCUCUGGCAGGACUGGAAAGGCGCCUCGUGGCCGCUAUGACCGUCAGUACGAGCAUGUUGCAGCCGCUAAUACUACCGGCAGCGGCGGGGCAAAGCCAUCCGGAACUGGCGGAAGUGGAAGCAGUAGUGGAAGCAGUGGUGGUGGUGGCCUCAGCACAGAAUGCAGGCCAGGGAUCACAUCCAACCGGACUAAACCGUUGAGUGAGCCAGGCCGCAAGAUCCUCCUUCAAUGGGAAUCAGCCGGCCGGCCCGUCGGUCCGAAUAAUAGCUACAUCACGAACACCCAGGCAAAGGAACCUGCAUUUGUAGCUUGGAUAACUCAGUUGAAUGUUACCUAUACCCCUCUGGAAGUUAUGGAAAAUGGAGGUAAUGGAGGCAGCUCUGGCGGUGGUAACACCACGAGCUCCUCGACUACACUUGAGCCUUCCGUGAGUGCUAUCGAUACUUCGUCAAUUAGGACAGACACAAUGGCCAUGGCAAAGCCUACUGGUAACGGAGGCUCCUCUAACAGCACUGGCUCACCAAGCAGUGGUGGCGGUGGAGGAGGAGGUUCUUCAAAUGGAACCAGCCCUACUAGUAAGAUGUUCACCGGUACAACGGUGCAGCCGGACUUUGCGACUUUUGCGGGAGAUCCAGCAGUGAAUGGAACGGUUUUCAUUGCAAUUACAGACGAGGAUUUGUACCUGACCCCUUUCAAUCUGAGUCUAAUAGAUUCACAUGUUGUUGCCGGUCCAGCCAUCUACCAGGCAGGCUAA
Molecule: messenger RNA, 1932 nt
Organism: Trichophyton benhamiae CBS 112371
Lineage: Eukaryota; Fungi; Ascomycota; Eurotiomycetes; Onygenales; Arthrodermataceae
Exons: 2
Coding region: 1-1932 (643 amino acids)
Source: RefSeq, a predicted model, not a curated record